Molecule: messenger RNA, 1266 nt
Organism: Symbiodinium natans
Lineage: Eukaryota; Dinophyceae; Suessiales; Symbiodiniaceae
Source: the annotation of a GenBank genome assembly
AUGGGGACGGUCUUGAGCCAAGCCAACUGCUGUGUACGAGGUAUCUGCCGCAGCUUCGAAUUCUUCUGGACCCGUGUUGGCCGCGACAAGGAGCUUACCCAGUCGUUGACGGCUAGCAGCUCCGGAGGCAGUGCCUAUCAGACGGUUGGGCCGCUCCCGGUGCAGGUCGUGGAGCAGGAGCCGGUCUUUGGGGAACACCGCUUGGAAAGGCCCAGAUGCUCUUUUGGCAACCGCUGCCGCCGGAGCAACCCCGACCACUUCCUGCGGGAGAGCCAUCCGACGGACCCCGACAACGAGGCCGACAGCUUGCCAGUCCCCAGCGUCCAGCCUGGUCAGCAGCUGGCCCAGAGGGACGGCAACUUUGCCUGGAUCCGGAUGGCCAACGAGAAGGCAGACAGGGAGCUGAGAAUGGCCUCGGCUUCACUCAGCCUGGAUGUGUGCCAGGCGAGAGGCUAUCAGCUGGGCAACGCAAGGGUGGCGCUCCGGCAGGUGGAGAAGUUGCUGCAAGGCACACGCAUCCUGACCGUUGAGGAGGCGGGUGGCUCCCUCGCCAGCAACGCGCAGCCGCGCCUGUCAGUGGCUUCCGAACCCACUGCCUUCGACGCUGCGCUUGCACGCAGUGCCCGUGGUGAACGUGUGGCGGUUGUUGGCGCUGCCUCUGCUUACCAUCCCUGUGGCGGAUUCCGCACCGGUGGCCGACAUGCGCUGGAGGAGGCGAUGUGUGUUCAAUCGUCCCUCUCCAUCUCACUGCAGCGAGCGGUGUGGCUGUCCAGGCACGGCGCGGUCCAGGUGACUCUUCCAGAGCGGUUAAAGGCAGAUGGCAGGCAGGACUGGUUCUGCUACAUCCCGGAGCGUGGGGCGAUCCUCUCCCCUUCUGUGGAGGUCUUUAGAGCAGGGUCCGACACGGGCUAUGCCUUCCUGAAGAGCGCCGUGGAGUUGGCGGCGGUCGUCAGCGUGGCCAUGCCGAACAUGAAUCCUUCGGUCAAGGACUCGCCGCUGGAUGCCCCCUCGGAUCUCAAUGCGUACCGGGCGUUGCUCGCAGACAAGCUCAAAGCGGCCCUGUACGGGGCAUCCCUGGCUGGGGCAACCACCAUCGUUGUCCCGGGCGUGGGCUGCGGCGUUUUCAAAAAUGAUCCCAGUGACGUCGGCGCAGCACUGGCAGAGGCCAUCCGCUCCGCAGGCGCAGGGCUCCGCGAGGUGGUCCUGGCGGGGGUCCCACAAUCCAUGGCUUCGGCGGCUGCUGCGCCACUGGGCCAGCGCCUGUGA